Messenger RNA from Pelecanus crispus (Dalmatian pelican), 891 nucleotides. The record is from RefSeq and is a predicted model, not a curated record. Lineage: Eukaryota; Metazoa; Chordata; Aves; Pelecaniformes; Pelecanidae.
GACCUGGAGAACCCCGUGGACGUACCUGUGGGGUGGCUGCACCGGGGGGACAUUGGGGACCUGGUGGAGCUCAGCGGGGAUGAGGACGAGGCGCUGUGGGUCACUGAGGGGGCCAGGGCUCCCGGUGCCCCCCACACGCCUGAUGCCUCGGAGAAGAAGUGGGUGAAGAGCAAGCUGAGGCGCUUCAUCAUCAAGCGGCCCCCGCUCCAGAGCCUGCAGGAGAAGGGGCUCAUUCGAGACCAGGUGUUCGGGUGUCGCCUGGACGCCCUGUGCCAGCGGGAGAGCACCACUGUGCCCCGCUUUGUCCGGCUCUGCGUGGAGGCCAUCGAGGAGAGAGGCCUUGACGUUGACGGGAUCUACCGGGUCAACGGGAACCUGUCUGUGAUCCAGAAGCUGCGUUUUGCUGUGGACCGGGAGCGAGCCGUGACCUCAGAUGGGCGCUAUGUCUUCCCCGAGCAGCUCUGCCAAGAGGAGCGGCUCAGCCUGGCAGACCCAGAGUGGAGUGACAUCCACGUGGUGACCGGUGCCCUCAAGCUCUUCUUCCGGGAGCUGCCUGAGCCCCUAGUGCCCUACGGACUCUUUGACCCCUUCAUUCAAGCUACCAAGCUGCCAGACCCCCAGGAGCAGGUGGAGCGGGUGGCUGAGCUGGUGCAGAGCCUGCCUCCUGCCAACUAUGCCACCCUGCGGUACCUCCUGGCUCACCUCUGCCGGGUGAUGGAGCGGGUAGAUGUCAACCACAUGACACGCCAGAACAUCGGCAUUGUGUUCGGGCCAACGCUGCUGCGGCCGGAGCGGGAGCCGGGCAGCCUGGCAGCGGGCAUGGUCCAGCAGAACCAAGCUGUGGAGCUGCUGCUGGCACACUUUGACCGCAUCUUCCCUGCAGUCCCCUGA